GAAAAAAGAAAAAGAAAAAAGAUUGAGGGGAACAGUUAAGCAGUGGUGUAUAAAAGGUGGGAGUGGCAGGGUUGAGUUGAACAAAAGUUGGAUGGAUUUUGAUCAUGACGCUCCUCUGCUUCUCAACUCCCCCUAUUUUCACCAACAAAAGAGCAUGGAUGAAAUGAAGCUAUUGUUUAAGCUAAGCAUGGAGCUCCAAGAAAGCAGGGUCCGAGCAGAGCACGACCUGAAAUCGCGCGACGCCCAAAUCCUCCGCCUCAAGGAGCUCCUCGCCGGCGCCAUUAAAGAGCGCGACGAAGCUCGAGAAAACUGCAAGAAGAUAUUGUUGGAGAAGAUCCUGGUCCAGCGGUCAGCCCCCAAUUCAGCAAUCUCCAGCAUCGAAGACGAGCCCGAGCCCGCAAAAGGCAUCGACGGAUUGUCCUCCUCCGACUGCGAGGAGAGCAUCGCCUCCUCGCCCGACAGAGUGCCCGUGGAGCUGAUCAAAGGCCCGUUGCCGGAACAGGGGAAGCUGCUGCAGGCGGUGGUGAAAGCAGGGCCGCUGCUCCAGACCCUCCUCCUCGCCGGCCCUCUCCCGCAGUGGCGCCACCCUCCGCCGGUGGUCGACCCCUAUCAGAUUCCGCCGCCGCCGUCCCCGCAUUGGGCGGGCACAAAACGUGAGCUCUAUAACUGGUGAAUUGCAGAGAGUCUUGUCGUUGAAAUUGGUAGUCAAGAUUAGGAAGAUUUUGGAAGGCGAAAAGUGAAUGACCUAGUUUUGGUUGGGGGGUCUCUUUCUACUUUCUAUGCAUAAUUAUUUUUAGUACUCCUACUAUUGUAGACACCUACCCCAGCUUUUUUUAUAUGUAUAUUCUUCGUUUCUCAUCAUAAUAUUGUACUCCUAAUUUAGGGAAUGUAGUAAUGCUAAUAUACACGAGUUGAGGUUAAAA
Messenger RNA from Salvia hispanica, 923 nucleotides. RefSeq lists its product as uncharacterized. The record is from RefSeq and is a predicted model, not a curated record. NCBI's taxonomy places the organism in Eukaryota, Viridiplantae, Streptophyta, Magnoliopsida, Lamiales, Lamiaceae.